Molecule: messenger RNA, 1815 nt
Organism: Punctularia strigosozonata HHB-11173 SS5
Lineage: Eukaryota; Fungi; Basidiomycota; Agaricomycetes; Corticiales; Punctulariaceae
Exons: 6
Coding region: 1-1815 (604 amino acids)
Source: RefSeq, a predicted model, not a curated record
AUGGUGAACAAGUCGAAGAAGUCUGUUUCGCCAUUGCAGACCAAUGCUGCUCCGGCAAGGCAGACUAGAAGUAGGAAGGCGAAAGCGGAGAAGAUAGAAAAGCAGGAGAAUGUAGAGAAGCGGGACGUCGAGUCCGUCAUUCCAACUUCUUUAUGUCCAUGCACAGGCUCAACUGCAUACAGAUGGAGGCCGCCAGCCAACCAUCACCUUACCGACAGCCUGUUGACAGCCGUGGAGGCUAGCUCGACGUACAAGCAAGCCUUCGGAUUCGACAAAGGGCCAAAUGGUACCCCGGUGUCGGGUGUAGGAAAGAACAGUACUCAGCUCUAUCGACAACUUGCUCGCACCAUUUUCUUCAAUAAUCAGCGGAUCACCGAAGAGUACGUGGAUGAAGACCUGGAUCGCCUCUCAACGUGUAUCAAGAACCGUGUCGCCAACCUCAAGAAAAUAUAUCAAAAGCAGCGUCAGAUGUUAUCCGAGACCGGUCAAGGCCUCAUCGACGAUGAUCGGGAGCAUGAGAUCACGCCCGGAUCUACGCUUCAGAAUAUAUGGGAUAAAAUCCAGACCGCAUUCCCGUGGUACAAGCGCAUGAAUAUCCUCAUGGGUGCUAGUCCAAUUGUGGAUCGUUCUGCAAUUGCACAUAGUGGCACCAAAUUGGAUCUCUCCGCUCUUGGGUCAUAUGCAAAGCGAUCCAUUACCCAGGGCUCGAGUUCGGACAUCGACGGGGGUGGUGGCGAAGACACGGGAAAUGGUGACGGCACGGGCGAUGGUGACAACGUGAGCGAAAGUGGUGGUGACGCGGGUGGCAGGUACGACACGAGCGAUGGUCACGGCGAAAGCAACGGCACGGGCGACAGGCACCUUGCUGGCGGCGGGUACGUUGCGGGUGACAGCUACGACACGAAUAACGGGUAUGUCGUGGGCGGUGGGUACGACACGAAUGGUGGAUAUGUCUUGGGCGACGUGUACAGCGCGGGCAGGGGGUAUGGCGCGGAUGAUGGGUAUACCCUGAGUGGUGGGUACGGCACGGGCAGCGGGAACGAUCCGGGUGACACUGGAGCGGCAGCAUUCGCAGACAAGGAUAUACCGACGCCUUCUGCUCGUCACCGGAGCUUUCGCCGCUCCAGCGGGGAUAGCAGCUCUUAUUCUGGCCACCCCGGGUCAGAGAUCUCAUCCAUCACUGACUCUCAUGUGGGUUCGCCCCACUUGGAUAACGUGCUGUCAUCGCCAACUACCUCUAAGCCACAGGAUCAGAAGCAGAUAGAGACUGCAGUGUUGUUGGCGCCUGGAGUUAACAGUAACAGUGGCUUGGCCAAACGCAAAUCUGACGAGCUGGAUACCACGACUGGCAAGCUCGAGGAUGCUCAGUUGAAACGGAAGAAGGAGAACAAUCCUUUUGACCGUCUCGACAAGAUCUCGGAGGCUGAGCAUCGCGUCCGAAUAGAGGUAGCAGCCUCACGGGCUGAUAGUAAAGUCAGACGUGAGGCUGAGCGCACGCGGCGUGAUCUACAGCUCAAUCAGCAGAAGAACAGAUUCGAGGCAGAGGAGUCCGAACACCGUCGCCGGCACGAACUGCAGAUGAUGCAAGCUCAGAUAGAGCUUGCACGGAUCCAGCACGGUCUCAGUUCCAGCAGCGUCAACAACCCCGCAUUGGGGUCCGAUCCGGCGAUGUCAGUGAGCCACGAUAAUUCAUGGAAUACUCCGAAUAGCUUUUCCAUGACGGAUGCAUUGCCAAGUCAUAACAAUGCUGUGUUUGAUCUCCCUGUGCUAUUGGACUCUGGCAUGUCGGACAUGUGGCCGCAUCCUUCAACUUAA